This is a messenger RNA of Exophiala bonariae, 1599 nucleotides long. RefSeq lists its product as uncharacterized. NCBI's taxonomy places the organism in Eukaryota, Fungi, Ascomycota, Eurotiomycetes, Chaetothyriales, Herpotrichiellaceae. Bases 1 to 1599 code for a protein of 532 amino acids. Gene Ontology annotation, molecular function: serine hydrolase activity. The record is from RefSeq and is a predicted model, not a curated record. The transcript has 5 exons.
AUGGCAGCCAAAAUUCAUCACAACAGCUUGGGUACGAUUCGAGGCAUCGAGGCAGAUGGCGUUCACAAGUACCUGGGCUUGAGCUAUGCCUCACUGAGCGGCAGAUUUGCCGAUGCUCAGCUUGUGAGCAGAUAUCCCAAAGGGAUAACCGAUGCAACGCACCUAGGGCCAACUGUCAUUUCACCUCCAAAUGGAUGUUCGAUGGAGCAUAGCUUGAUACAGCAGUCCUUGCCUUACGAAGUAUUGCCAUCUUCGGAGACCGAAGGCUUGAAUCUCAAUGUAUUCGUACCAAGCCAGCACAAGAGCAGCCUCCCAGUUUUCGUUUAUGUGCACGGUGGUGGCUUCACCAUCGGCUCCGGUGCCUGGCCACCCUAUGACCUCGCUGGAAUCGUCAAACUAUCCGAAAAUCUUGGCUCACCAGUCAUUGGUAUCACGAUCAACUACAGACUGGGCGCAUUUGGCUUUCUGACAUCUGCAGAGCUUAAGAGUGCUGGUUUCAAGGCCAACAGAGGGUUAAGAGACCAGCAGGUGGCUCUGAGAUGGAUCCAAAAACACAUUUCCGGAUUUGGAGGCGACCCUGCCAAUGUAACCUUCGUGGGGGAAAGCGCUGGCGGUGUCGCGGGCACAUUGCAUUUGCAGUCCGAAGAACGUCUCUUCACACGCCUCGUAAGCCUGGGCGGGACAUCGCUUUUGAUGAAGCCACUCCCUCCGUUCGUCGCUGAUUAUGCCUACAAGAGGGUGGCGGACGCAUUGGAUCUUGGCUCGAUGGACGCAGGCGAACGUGUCAAAGGUUUGCUGGAAAUUCCCGCUGAGGAGUUGUUGGCCAAAUGUACUCCAGACAUCCCGCUGCUGCCGGUCUUGGACAGUCCACUCUUGACGUCCAACGUGACACAUGCGGACUGGAGGAAUGGCCGCGCCCGUGGCCGGCUGCCUGGCUUGACUUGGUGUGAAAGCCUUCUUAUUGGCGAUUGUGGCUUUGAUGGCUCUAUUUUUUCGUACAUGAUUCAGCCGAGGGCCACAGGUAUCGCAGCCACAUUUCGCAAAAGCGUCACAGCCACUCUAGGAGGCGAGCCGCAAAUGGCUCAGUCUCUUAUGCAAGCAUACGGAAUCACCGAAAACGUUCCCGACAACGAAGCGUUGGUUCAAAUUCUGCGAUUUGCAUCAGACAUAGGCUUCUAUGCUCCCAUGCUUUCACUGGCUAGCGGCUGGCCGGGCGAGUCGUACUUGUACCACUUCAACGAGCUCAACCCCUGGGAUGGCCCGGGGAAAGGCGAAGCGACCCACGUCCUCGACGUAGCGUUCCUAUUCCAAAAUUAUAAUCAAUUCCUUUCAGCGGAUCAGAAAACCUCCGCGCAAGAAUUUGCAAAGCAUGUUAUAGCGUUUGUGAACGGAGGAGCUCCCUUCCCGGCCCACUCGUCCAAAAAUGGCGGUGCCCAGGUUUAUGGUGGUGUCUCGGCUUCGGAUUCUGGCAAGUCGGAUUUCGUUAUGGGGACAGCGGCAGCCCCAUACGGACGGAAAGACACUAUCUUAAAAUUAAUAGACACGAUCGGUUUAGAUACGUUGUCCCAGGCGUGGGACAGCUUUUUAGGAGGCCAUUAA